This is a messenger RNA of Lycium barbarum (goji berry), 1248 nucleotides long. Its product is annotated as beta-carotene hydroxylase 1, chloroplastic-like. The record is from RefSeq and is a predicted model, not a curated record. The transcript is spliced from 7 exons. Gene Ontology annotation, molecular function: iron ion binding; beta-carotene 3-hydroxylase activity. Lineage: Eukaryota; Viridiplantae; Streptophyta; Magnoliopsida; Solanales; Solanaceae. The coding region runs from base 205 to 1143 and encodes 312 amino acids. Gene Ontology annotation, biological process: xanthophyll biosynthetic process; carotene metabolic process. Gene Ontology annotation, cellular component: chloroplast.
UUUCAGUGCUACAACACUACAAGUCUACAACUUGUCACCUUAAUUUGUCCUCUAUAUAAGCUCCACGGUCCCCCAAUACUCUCCCUUUCAUCUCAAAGCUUUAAUUAAUUACCGACUUUGCGAUAGACCCCUUAAUUUGGAUCCUGCAAGGUGUCCACACGGUAAGUUUUUCAACCUCGCCCUUCACUUUUAAGGCUACCGUCCAUGGCUGCCGGAGUUUCAGGCAUUGCUACCUCCCGAACGUUUUGUCUCCAGCCCAACACGUUUCUAGGCCCAAAACCCGCCUCAACUGCCCCGCCAGUUCUGUUCUUCUCUCCGUUAACUCGCAAUUUUGGCACAAUUUUGCGGUCUCAAGAAAAGCCCAGGUUGAAGGUUUGUUUUGUGCUGGCUGAGGAUGGGAAAUUGGAUGCUAGGAAAACUGAGAUUGAAACAAUAAAGGAUGAGAUAGAAGCAGAGAUUAAUGAAGAGAAGAGUUUAGCUGCCAGGCUGGCGGAAAAAUUGGCGAGGAAAAAAUCGGAGAGGUUUACUUAUCUUGUGGCUGCUGUAAUGUCUAGUUUGGGAAUUACUUCUAUGGCUGUAUUGGCUGUUUAUUACAGAUUUUCAUGGCAAAUGGAGGGCGGAGAAGUGCCUUUUUCUGAAAUGUUUGGUACAUUCGCUCUCUCGUUUGGCGCUGCCGUAGGAAUGGAGUACUGGGCGAGAUGGGCUCAUAGAGCGCUGUGGCAUGCUUCUUUAUGGCACAUGCACGAGUCACACCAUAGACCAAGAGAAGGACCAUUCGAGUUGAACGAUGUUUUUGCAAUAACUAACGCUGUUCCAGCUAUAGCUCUUCUUUCAUACGGUUUCUUCCACAAAGGUCUCAUCCCUGGACUCUGUUUCGGCGCGGGGCUAGGGAUUACAGUAUUUGGGAUGGCCUACAUGUUCGUUCACGAUGGACUGGUUCACAAGAGAUUCCCCGUGGGGCCCAUUGCCAACGUACCUUAUUUUCGGAGGGUAGCUGCAGCACAUCAGCUUCAUCACUCGGAGCAAUUUGAUGGUGUCCCAUAUGGCUUGUUCCUAGGACCUAAGGAAUUGGAAGAAGUAGGAGGACUUGAGGAGUUGGAAAAGGAAGUCAACCGAAGAAUUAAAAUUUCUAAGGGAUUAUGAUCAACAUAUACUUUAUUGAUGACAUGUACCUGUAAUUAGGCUCUAGCUAAUUAAUUAAAAAAAAAAGAUAAAUAUAUUUAUAAUACAAAAAGCUCUAUAUGGAAA